Messenger RNA from Ostreococcus tauri, 1023 nucleotides. Its product is annotated as Sulfotransferase. Gene Ontology annotation, molecular function: sulfotransferase activity. Lineage: Eukaryota; Viridiplantae; Chlorophyta; Mamiellophyceae; Mamiellales; Bathycoccaceae. The coding region runs from base 1 to 1023 and encodes 340 amino acids. The record is from RefSeq and is a predicted model, not a curated record. Gene Ontology annotation, cellular component: membrane. The transcript has a single exon.
AUGCCGCAUUUUGCGUUGGCGGAGCGAGUAGUUCGCACAAAAGUGCUUCGCGUGGUGUCGACUUUAACAAUUUUUUAUAUGUCAUCAGCAAUGGUGAUAUCACACACCGUGUUGUCACCUUCGCUUCCCACCAACGUGAUGACCAAAUCAUCUUGUACCGGCGUACUGAUCCGACGAGCUAGAACAGAGCGCGUUUCGCGAGAAUCUGGACUGGUUUUUGACAUCAACGCAAACCUUUACCCAAUCCGGGACGGCUCAAAAUCGUUCUACAUGUGCGCAGCACCCAAAACAGGCUGUUCACAGUGGAUUAUGUUGUUGAACUAUCUAUUGACCGGUCGAAAGUUCCACUCGGGCAAUGUGCAUCUUUCACAAGCGCGACAGGCAACUGUGCUCAACUUCACAUCUGAGUCUACGUAUGAUACUCUGAAUGACUUUAACGUUCCUCGAGUACUGGUGAUGAGGGAUCCAUAUGAUCGCGUGGUUUCGUCAUAUCACGAUUUUCUUCGAAGAAAUACUGAUAGUAUUAAGCAUAAAAAUGUCACGUUCGAACAUUUCGUGAAAUACUUCGUCUCGCCAACUGCAGUCCGGCAAUCCUGGGACAAGCAGCCACACGACCAUCGCAGUCCCAUCACGGCUGGUUGCAAUAUAUGGGACAAGGACAAAAAUACUUUCCUACUAGAAUGGGACUUCAUUCUCCGUCUUGAAGAAAUGAUCUUAUGGUCGGAAUGUUUACUGAACGAGCUUCAAUUACAAAAUAUAGUUCGACGUGGAUGGCGAACACCUACAGGACGGUUAUUUAAAAAAGGAAUUGAUUUGUCCGCCAGCACAGAGAAUAGCGAACUCGCCAAACGAAUUAUCAAUCAUCUUCCCUGGCCACAUAUGCGAGAAGUUAUAGUCGGUCACGAAUCUAUCAACCAGCCCAGUAGAGAGCUGUACACUGCGGAAACAGUAGACAUAGUGAACCAGGUUUUCAAGGUUGAUUUCCAAGUGGGAGGCUAUCCUCUGUGGGAUGGAGUACUGUGA